Paramecium octaurelia is the source of this 429-nucleotide messenger RNA. Lineage: Eukaryota; Ciliophora; Oligohymenophorea; Peniculida; Parameciidae. The record is from the annotation of a GenBank genome assembly.
AUGUAAGACCCAUCUGAUUUAAUUUACCAAGUUGAAAAUGAGCCAAGCAUUUAACUCAUUAGAUCCAUCAAGAUUCAAAAGAAUAAAAGGUUAGUGAUGAAAUUUUCAUCUGAUUCUUAAAAUGUAGAAAGUGAUUAGAGUGUCGAUAACUCUCAAUAUUACAGAAAAUAAUUCUUGGAGAGCUAUUCUAUGUUCACAACCAAGAAUUCAAUACCAGGCAAAUUCAAAAGUUUGAAUUAACCAAGCUAUUCUGAAACUUAUAAAGCAAAACUUGCAUCAAUACGAAAGAUUAAAUCAUUUAGACUAGAUGAUGAAAUAUAUAGUUAAGAUGAGGAAGAAAGUUUGCCAAAAGAAUUGAUGAAAGUCAAUUUUCAGUUUAGAUAAGAUGCUAUAAUUAAUGUUUAAAAAAUCCUUAACUAAAAGAAAUGA